UCAAAUUUGUUAAACCAAAAUGGGGACGAAGCUAUUAUCACUGGCGUGCAUACGUGGCACCGGUGCCGGAGACGGGUAUUCGGGUGGAUUGUUAGGGCGGCCGCACUACCCGUCGAUGCCGAAGUAUCCGAAAGGAGUGGUGGUAGAAGUGGAGGAAGCGACGGAGGGUAGGGUUUUGUUGUCGGUGAGCGGAAUGAGUUGUUCGGCUUGUGCGGGAUCGGUGGAGAAGGCGGUGAAGCGGUUGCCGGGGAUCAAAGAGGCUGUUGUUGAUGUGUUGAAUAAUCGAGCUCAAGUUUUGUUUUAUCCUAACUUUGUUAAUGAGGAGACUAUUCGCGAAGCCAUUGAAGAUGUUGGGUUCGAAGCUACAAUAAUUACAGAGGAAACAAACGAAAAAUCUACUCAAAUAUGUCGAAUACUCAUUAAGGGAAUGACUUGCACAACUUGUUCUAGUACAGUCGAGUCGGCUUUAAGGUCCAUACACGGAGUCCACAGAGCUCAAGUUGCAUUAGCAACCGAAGAAGCCGAAGUCCUCUAUGACCCCAUAAUCGUGAGCCACAACCAAUUCAUUAAAACCAUAGAAGACACCGGGUUUGAACCCAUAUUGAUUAGCACAGGCGAAGACAUGAGCAAUAUAAGUUUACAAAUAGACGGACCAUGGAACGAUUUUUCAAUAAAUAUGAUCCAAGAAUCUCUCCAAGCGCUUCCCGGGGUUGUAAAAGUCGAUAUGGAUACAAAUCUCCGAAAGUGUUCCGUUUCUUACAAAGCAGAUCUAACCGGGCCCAGAAGUUUUAUCAAAGUAAUUGAAUCAACUGGUUCUGGAUCAUCCGGACCGUUUAAGGCUAAGAUAUUUCCUAAAGGCGGGGGACGAGAUUCGCAUAGACACGAAGAAAUCAAUCAAUAUAAAAGAUCGUUUAUGUGGAGUUUAGUUUUUACGGUACCCGUGUUCUUAACCUCGAUGGUGUUCAUGUACAUCCCGGGACCUAAACAUUUACUGGAUACGAAAAUUGUGAAUAUGAUGACUGUAGGCCAUCUUGUAAGGUGGAUACUAUCGACUCCAGUUCAGUUCUUUAUCGGUCGUAGAUUCUACACCGGGUCCUACAAAUCAUUGCGCCAUGGUUCCGCAAAUAUGGAUGUUUUAAUAGCACUGGGAACAAACGCAGCCUACUUUUAUUCGGUUUACUCCGUUUUAAGAGCUGCCGCUUCACCACAUUUCGAAGCUACUGAUUUCUUUGAAACAAGUGCGAUGCUCAUUUCGUUUAUUUUACUUGGAAAGUAUUUAGAAGUUAUGGCGAAAGGAAAGACAUCCGAGGCGAUCGCAAAGCUUAUGGAUUUAACUCCUGAUACCGCAACACUGUUGAGUUUCGAUAGUCAAGGGAAUGUCGUAAAUGAAGAAGAGAUUGAUAGUCGGUUGAUUCAACGGAACGAUGUGAUUAAGAUUCUUCCGGGUGCGAAGGUAGCUUCGGAUGGGUUUGUUACGUGGGGACAAAGUCAUGUAAACGAGAGUAUGAUCACGGGUGAGGCUCGACCCGUGGGAAAGAGGAAGGGUGACCCUGUGAUCGGGGGUACGGUUAAUGAGAACGGGGUUUUGCAUAUUAAGGCGACACGAGUUGGGUCGGAAAGUGCGCUUUCGCAAAUAGUUCAACUUGUUGAAUCGGCUCAGAUGGCUAAAGCUCCGGUUCAGAAACUCGCUGAUCGGAUUUCGAAAUUCUUCGUGCCUCUGGUCAUUUUCUUUUCGUUUUCUACAUGGCUUGCUUGGUUUCUUGCCGGAAAAUUUGACGGGUACCCGAAAUCUUGGAUACCUUCUUCUAUGGAUAGCUUUCAGCUCGCUCUCCAGUUUGGAAUAUCGGUUAUGGUUAUCGCCUGCCCGUGUGCUUUAGGCUUGGCUACUCCAACUGCCGUAAUGGUUGGUACCGGCAUCGGGGCUUCUCAAGGCGUUCUUAUAAAAGGAGGUCAAGCAUUAGAAAGUGCACAUAAGGUGGAUUGCAUUGUGUUUGAUAAAACGGGGACUCUUACAAUCGGCAAGCCGCAAGUUGUUAACACAAGAUUGCUAAAGAACAUGGUACUUAAAGAGUUCUAUGAAUUGAUUGCUGCAGCUGAGGUGAACAGUGAACACCCGUUAGCCAAGGCUAUUGUAGAAUACGCGAAGAAAUUUAGAGGAGACGAAGAGAACCCGGUAUGGGCAGAAGCGCAAAACUUCGAAUCGAUAACGGGUCAUGGUGUACGGGCCAUUGUUCAGAACAAAGAAAUAAUAGUGGGAAACAAGAGUUUGAUAUUGAAGAAAAAUAUUAAUAUCUCCAUUGAUGCUGAAGAAAUCUUGACGGAAAUUGAAGAAUUGGCGCAGACCGGAAUUCUUGUAUGUAUAGACGGUCAACUCACUGGAGUUCUUGCCAUUUCUGACCCGUUAAAGCCCGGUGCUCGUGAAGUCAUCUCCAUACUUGGGUCAAUGAAAGUCAAAAGUAUAGUGGUUACUGGAGACAACUGGGGAACUGCGAAUUCCAUUGCUAAGGAGGUCGGGAUAGAUGAUGUCAUCGCUGAAGCGAAACCGGAGGACAAAGCAGAGAAAGUGAAGGAGUUACAGGCUUUGGGACACGUGGUGGCGAUGGUAGGAGACGGGAUCAAUGACUCGCCAGCACUGGUGGCUGCGGAUGUCGGGAUGGCUAUAGGUGCUGGCACAGACAUAGCGAUAGAAGCGGCCGACAUUGUGUUAAUGAAAAGCAAUCUAGAAGAUGUGAUCACAGCCAUUGAUCUCUCCAGAAAAACAUUCACUCGGAUCCGGUUAAACUACAUCUGGGCUUUGGGGUACAACCUUCUCGGGAUUCCAAUUGCCGCUGGUGUUCUUUUUCCGUUCACUGGAUUCCGCCUGCCACCUUGGAUUGCUGGAGCCGCCAUGGCGGCCUCGUCGGUGAGUGUGGUGUGUUGCUCUUUGUUGUUGAAGUAUUACAAAAGGCCCAGGAUGCUGGAGACAUUGGAGAUGCAAGGAAUAACAACUGUUUGAAUGAUUGUAUAUACAAGUUAUUUUAGAGUACCAAAUGUGGUUUUAUUUUUGGGUGGGACCAACAUGUGCAUAUGUAGUAACUAAUAAAGGUAGUUUUAUAAUUGUAAUGUAUUAGUCAGUGUACAAACCUCCAUGUUUAAAAGCAGCCCUUAAAUUUCAUGCUA
Messenger RNA from Helianthus annuus (common sunflower), 3159 nucleotides. Its product is annotated as probable copper-transporting ATPase HMA5. NCBI's taxonomy places the organism in Eukaryota, Viridiplantae, Streptophyta, Magnoliopsida, Asterales, Asteraceae. Gene Ontology annotation, molecular function: ATP hydrolysis activity; copper ion binding; ATP binding. Gene Ontology annotation, cellular component: membrane. Bases 20 to 2995 code for a protein of 991 amino acids. Gene Ontology annotation, biological process: monoatomic cation transport. The record is from RefSeq and is a predicted model, not a curated record. The transcript is spliced from 3 exons.